Molecule: messenger RNA, 2320 nt
Organism: Lobosporangium transversale
Lineage: Eukaryota; Fungi; Mortierellomycota; Mortierellomycetes; Mortierellales; Mortierellaceae
Exons: 3
Coding region: 39-2249 (736 amino acids)
Source: RefSeq, a predicted model, not a curated record
CUGGCUCAUUGACAUCAUUACCACGCCAAGAUCGUCUCAUGUCGCUUUAUUCACCUAGUCUCAAGAAAACCCAACGCUCACGCUCACCCAGAAGAAAGAGUACACCAUCGCGGCUGUACUUGCGCCAAGCUUUCCCAACGUUGGGUUCUGCAGCUGCUUCUGAUCUAGAAUCAUCAACUGUCUCCCAAAUUAGCCCUGAUGUGUUGUUCAGGCGUCGACAGCAAUUACUUCACGAUGCGCAAAAUGAAGUGCAAGAGACUGAUGGAAUCGAUAGGCAAAAAGGAUAUGCUUUGGGUAAACAACAGCAACAACAGAAAGUAACCAACAGCAUACAUGUACGCACACCUUUGUCUUCCAUACCCUCUAACACCGAUACGCAUGAUGCGAAGGAUGCGAAGGAUGCGAAGGAUGUACAGGAAACGCUCGCGAGAUUCCUCAACCAAAAGUCUUUAUCUUCGUCUUUAACCUCGAGUGCGUCAGGCCUUCGGCCAAUACCCUCAGAUAAUGUAUCUCAAUCAUACACACCAUCUGUACCGCGUCUACGAACAACAGAGACAGAGUAUGAUCAGUCGCCUACUCGAUUUACGCGUCUUAGCACACCCCCAAGGGGUGUGCCAAGUACUUCACCAGCUAAAUCUUUGCAGGAACAAGGCAUAUUCACGAGACAAGGAUUUGCAUCAGCGUUAGCGGAACAAUGGCAACAGCGAAGGCAUGAAGAUAUAGAACAAUUGGGAAAUUUAAAUCGUCCAUUAUCGCCAUUCAUAUCAUCAUCGCCAUUGAAUCAACAUCUACGAAGCCGGCAGAAGUAUCUUGAACAGGAUCAAAGAUUCUCCAUGAACAAGUAUGACGAUGACACGAUGCUGAGGGCACAGAAACGAUAUGAAUCGGAGCUGAGAUCUACACAUGAUAAUGGCAAAGUUUGUCUGGAAGGCAAGAGGCCCUCAAACGCCGGUGCUGAAUACAUUGAUACACAGGCUGAGGAAUCUGCACAGGAAGAUCAAGAAUAUGCCUAUGGCGAUGAAGAGGUAUCAUUCAGACGGCCAAAAUUAAUAUCAACAUCCUCAGAUCAAAGCACGCUUGUAGAUCGGCUUCAUAGCUCUGAAGAUAAGCCCGUAUCUUUGUCUUCUGUGCAAACGCCCCCAGCUGCAUCAAAAUUUGUAGCGCGGUCAGGAUCUUGGGCAAAAUUGGAAGCCGAGAGUUCAUUGUUGGAGGUAGCCGAGCGUACUGCAGCGAUUACUGAGGAACUGCGUGGGGUGUAUAAUAAUCUACAGGAGCUUUUUUCGCCUGAAACAGAGGCCAAAUUGAAUAGAGGAAAGUCAGUUUUGAGCGCACAAAAGGACAUCGGUUAUGACCAUAUCAAUAACGAUUUCCAGUCCUCAGUACCAAAGCCGCCAGUGUUCAAAAAGUCCCCAGCCAGUGUGAAGGUGGCAUCACCUAUCAAAAAAUCGAAACCAGCCCCAUUGAGACCAGCUCUCAAGCCGAAACAACAUCAACCUUCCCCAUCAGAAUCCCCAAACCAGCAGAAAUGGAGACAAGGUCAACAUCAGCAGAAUUCUCAGGAGUCAUCAUCAUCAAAGCCAAACAAGGCUGAUGAUGCAUAUCGGCAUAAUAUUAUUUUAAGAUGGUUAAUAUCUGACGCAGAAUCUGCACGUCGGAUACGCCAAAUGAAUGGUAGCAUCGAUCUUAAUUCAAUUACACCAGACGUUGCCGAGAUUUCCACACCAUCCUCUAAUGAUAUUAAGGAGACGGAUACUGAUACUAAUGACAAACAUCAGGAGCAGUUCCAUCGAAAACUAAAUCGUUGGAAACGCGUGGAGAAGCAAAGUCAAGAUUUGGCUUCCUCACUGCCUGAUUUAUACUCAGACCUACAUAUUCCUACAGUGUCCUCUAGACAGGAAACACCUUUUAACAAUGACUUAUCAUGGGUAAAUGAUUAUAACCAGGAAAGUGAUGUUGGCCAUUAUGAUGACCAAGGCUACUCAGAAGUACUCACGGAGGUUGAAGUACAAAAGAGACAACACCAUGAUAAAGAUCGAUACCCGAAUUCAAAUCCGACAGAGCUCCAGGAUAAACUUUCGCAGGAAAUACUGGCUGAAAUGGCUCGCGAAGAGGAGUUACGUGCAAUGAGGGGUAAACGACCUCAGCAUGAGAUGACUCAACUAAAUGGACAUGUAGAUCCUGAGGACCUUGCUGUGGAUGGCCAGAGACUUUCCAAAAAGCGAAAAGAAGCAGUAUUUUGGAUGUCGUGAGCUGUGCAGUUCUAACACUGCCUGAUAUUAGAUAUACAGAAAAUAGAUGUUAUUUAUAAAUACAAAGCGAC